This is a messenger RNA of Thlaspi arvense, 579 nucleotides long. NCBI's taxonomy places the organism in Eukaryota, Viridiplantae, Streptophyta, Magnoliopsida, Brassicales, Brassicaceae. The record is from the annotation of a GenBank genome assembly.
GAAAAAUCUAUUCAGGGAGGAGAUAAUGCAUUGGAGAAACAUGUAGCCUUCUUCGACAGGAACGGAGACGGCGUCAUUUAUCCUUGGGAAACCUACCAAGGAUUUAGAGCGCUCGGGGCAGGACGUCUCCAGUCAGCUUUUGCUGGUCUCUUCAUCAACAUGGGACUAAGCCAGAAAACUCGUCCGGGGAAAGGUUUCUCGCUCUUGUUUCCAGUAGAAGUGAAGAAUAGUCGUUUUGGCAUCCAUGGUAGUGACACCGACGCCUACGACAAGGACGGAAGAUUUGUGGAAUCAAAAUUCGAGGAGAUAUUCAAGAAGCAUGCUCACACACAUCAAAAUGCCCUCACUUACAAAGAAAUUCAUCAAUUGCUUAAGACUAACAGAGACCCUAAAGAUUACGGAGGAUGGUUCCACAGGAUUUCAGCAUUUAUAGAAUGGACGGUGUUACAUGAGUUAUACCAAGACAAAAAUGGUUUGUUGACGAAAGAGACAGUAAGGGGCGUUUACGAUGGCAGCAUUUUCAAACAAUUGGAGAAACAAAGAUCUUCUUCUUCGCGUGACAAGAAACAAAACCUACGU